CCCCACCCAUCGCCCACGCACACGCUCGCCCGAUCUGUCCCCAACCUCUCUUCCCCAAACCCUCUCCCCUCCUGCACCCAGAUCGGAAUCCAUCCAUGGCGCUGGAGUGGGUGGUGCUGGGCUACGCGGCGGGCGCGGAGGCGGUCAUGCUGCUGCUGCUGACGCUCCCGGGCCUCGACGGCCUCCGCCGGGGCAUGGUCUCCGUGGUGCGGAGCGCGCUCAAGCCGAUGAUGUCGGUGGUGCCCUUCUGCCUCUUCCUGCUCAUGGACAUCUACUGGAAGUACGAGACGCGCCCCACCUGCGACGACGAGCACGCCUGCACACCAUCCGAGCACCUCCGCCACCAGAAGUCCAUCAUGAAGUCGCAGCGGAACGCGCUCCUCAUCGCCGCCGCGCUGCUCCUCUACUGGGUCCUCUUCUCCGUCACCCAGCUCGUCGUCAGGCUCGAGCAGAUGCAGCAGCGUGUCGACAAGCUCAAGAAGCGCAACGACUGAUCCGCGCCCGCUGCCGCAUCCCCGUCUUGUUUGCUGAUCUCGCGGUUCUUCAUUCCUCCCCUUACGAGUUUCUGUUCCUAGAAGGCACACUUUAUCAGUGGACUUGCCUGGGUUGGUUCCUGGUUUAUUUUGUAGCUUGGAUAUUUGAGAUCUCAAUCGGAACAUGAGACAGCAUGGUAGUAGUUUCUGCUGCAGAUCCUAUCUUGAGUAAAUUCCCUGCCUCUAUGACAUAAACGAGUUAAAACUCUCUUGGGAAAAUGCUGUUGGAAAUGCUAAUGCUUUAGGCUGUUUUGAUUGUGUGAUCAUAAUCAACUUGUUUACCCAUGAAUUGGUGUUUAUCUAUUGGAGUUCCGGUGUGA
Molecule: messenger RNA, 853 nt
Organism: Panicum hallii
Lineage: Eukaryota; Viridiplantae; Streptophyta; Magnoliopsida; Poales; Poaceae
Exons: 1
Coding region: 96-494 (132 amino acids)
Biological process (GO): endoplasmic reticulum to Golgi vesicle-mediated transport; intracellular protein transport
Cellular component (GO): endoplasmic reticulum; endoplasmic reticulum membrane
Source: RefSeq, a predicted model, not a curated record